Messenger RNA from Penicillium brevicompactum, 1935 nucleotides. Its product is annotated as potassium channel family protein. The transcript has 3 exons. Gene Ontology annotation, biological process: potassium ion transmembrane transport; stabilization of membrane potential. Gene Ontology annotation, molecular function: potassium ion leak channel activity. Lineage: Eukaryota; Fungi; Ascomycota; Eurotiomycetes; Eurotiales; Aspergillaceae. The record is from RefSeq and is a predicted model, not a curated record. Bases 1 to 1935 code for a protein of 644 amino acids. Gene Ontology annotation, cellular component: membrane.
AUGAACGACCCUGGUCUUGAUGAUGCUAUUGCUGAUGAGGCAGUGGCCCUAGACCAGUCUUCUGGCCAGCAAAAGGAUACAACAGAUGCAGAUGGAAGGUCCCUUGGAUCCCAGUAUCCGCAGGCUGCUCGGUGGUGGCUUGCAAGUACCGCGUAUCCACUGAUGGCAGGUACAUUUGGUCCCAUGACCAGCGCAUUCAACAUCUGCUCCCUUUCGCAGCCAUGGCGAAUGGAUCUCACAAACGGCGGUGGGCUGAAUAUCUCAGAUCCAAAAUGGGUCACAUCGAUCAAUGCAGUCUCGCUUGUCUCCGCUCUCGUCGCCAACCUCGCUCUAUCAUUGAACAUGGCGCGGCGCAUUCGAUUCGAGAUCGCUCAACCUAUAAUCAUCAUCGGAUGGUACAUCUCAUCUGCUCUACUGAUCGGCAUACUCAUUCCAUUCGGUGUGAUGAUGUACCAACCCGAGAAUGACGACCGAAUAUACGCACAGAGCUACUACUACGGCACCUUUGCCGCGGGCUUAUACUUCAUCAUCGCCUCAUUGAUGGCAGUGACUGGAUAUGGUGCCUGGAGAGAUCACUAUAGCCGCGAGUACAACUUGACAACCAGUCAGCGGACUCUGAUGCUACAGACUAUCGUCUUCUUCAUAUACCUUCUCGGCGGGGCGGCUGUCUAUGCGAGAAUAGAGAAUUGGCGUUUCCUGGAUGCUCUCUACUGGGCAGACUACACCCUUCUCACUAUCGGUGUUGGUAACUUUGCCCCAGCUACACACCUCGGUCGUGGGCUUUUAUUCCCCUAUGCAGUCGGGGGUAUUAUCAUUCUGGGUCUCAUUAUCUCAUCAAUUCGAACCCUCAUGCUCGAAAAGGGCAGACAGAAGAUCGGUGAUAUAUUGACGGCCCACACGCACAAGUUCCUUGUCAAGGAAGCACUCUCGAACGACUCUCAUCUACAAGGAAUCGUGCCGCCGCUAGACGAGCAGAGCGCCAAAGUUGAAGGGCGAAGUGAUCGUGAACAGCGCAAGAGAGAGUUCAUCGCAAUGCGUCAGGUCCGACAAUUAGCUACAGUUCAGCACAAGUGGAUAUCCCUACUUGUGUCCUUCACGCUAUGGAUGACGAUGUGGCUGAUUGGCGGAGUUGUUUUCUGGCGCUCCGAGUCAUACUCCAAAUGGUCAUAUUUCCAAGCUCUCUAUUUUGCAUACACAACUCUUCUGACAAUUGGGUACGGUGACAUUUACCCAAUCAGCAGUUUGGGGAAAUCGUUCUUCGUUUUCUGGUCUUUACUUGCAGUUCCAACUAUAACGAUUCUCAUCUCCAGUAUUGGUGACACACUUGUGCGGCUCAUUCGAGACAUCACUUUGGUCAUUGGCGAGAUCACAAUCCUGCCAGGCGACCAAUCUCUCGUCGGUCGAGUCAAAGACUUGUCUCAUAUAUCCUGGAAAGGGUGGUGGUUAGAGGAAACAACAGGUGAUAGCAAGACAAAGGAAACAAACCAACCUGUGGGUCAAGGACGUUCUCCUCUUGAGGAAAAAGAAAAAGAAAGGGAAGCCCGAGCCCAAAAACGAGGCGAUGUUGCGAUGGAAAAUCUUCAUCACUAUCAUUACUUGCUCUUCCGGGAGGUGCGCAAUUUGAUAGAUUACGCUUCGAGCAAUCCGUCUAGGAAGUUUGAUUACGCCGAGUGGGAGUACUAUUUAGAGCUUCUUGCUGGGAAGAACAGACCCAAUGUACCUGGUGAUGGAGAUGACCACCCGAAGAAGGCCCGAGCAUGCGACUGGAGUUGGCUUGACAAGAAAAGCCCUUUACUGGGACGCAAAAGUGAAGUUGAGUGGUUGCUUAGCGCAUUGACGGAAACUCUUGACGAGGAAUUAAAGAUGGCUGGUCAGGUGCGUCCUUCAACUGAAGACAAGUCAGGGAAAUUAUCCCAAGCUCCAGAUGAGAAGUAA